Vespula pensylvanica (western yellowjacket) is the source of this 1990-nucleotide messenger RNA. Its product is annotated as pancreatic lipase-related protein 2-like. NCBI's taxonomy places the organism in Eukaryota, Metazoa, Arthropoda, Insecta, Hymenoptera, Vespidae. The record is from RefSeq and is a predicted model, not a curated record. The transcript is spliced from 7 exons. Gene Ontology annotation, molecular function: triacylglycerol lipase activity. Bases 275 to 1894 code for a protein of 539 amino acids. Gene Ontology annotation, biological process: lipid metabolic process.
GAAGAUUUAUCGCAAUUUGCGUCAAUCGAUUUUUCAUUAUCAAUCGUUUCUCGACCUUUCACUAUAAUAAUUACAAUACUAGUAAUCCUACAUUAAGACUCGAUAUAUAUAUAUAUACACACGCAUGAUUUUUGUAUUUGACAUAAGUGACACGAGUGAAAAAAAGUGAUGAAAAUGUUUGCAAGGCGUUAAUAAAUGAAUAAAUUAAUUAAUUAAUUAUUAGUGCGCGUUAAAUGUAACGAAUCGUGGAAAUAUAUUUAAUAUAUAAACGAAAAUGUUUCUCAACGAAACUCUGUUAGUGCUAACUUAUACAGCCAAUAUUAUGUCCAGGCUACCUGAACAAGAAAAAUUAAGUUCGCUCGAUGAUCCUAGUGAUUUUUCUAAUUUAACUACGACAACACUUUCGCCGGAAGAAGAGGAAAAUAAAUUCGAAUUCGAAGAUCAAUGGUACAUGUGGAGAUGUUACGAACCCUAUGGAUGUUUCUACAUCGGUGCACCAUGGUCAGGCGAAAAUCGUCCAGUUUCGAUGUUUCCAGCUCGACCAGAUAGUAUCAAUCCACAUUAUUUACUAUACACACGUGACUACAUAGAUCAACCGCACGAAUUGAAGAUCGAUCAUUUCGAUACGAUCAAGAGUGCACCGUUUCGAUUAGAAAACACUUUUUACUUCAUUAUACAUGGAUUUUUAGACAAUGGUGAUGACACCUGGGUAAUGAGAACACUGAAUGAAUUAUUAUUACGAGAAGAUUGCAACAUUUUAAUCGUAAAUUGGAUAGGUGGAGCAGGUCCGCCAUAUACACAAGCAGUAGCCAAUACGAGAUUGGUCGGUGCUAUGACAGCUCGAUUGGCAGCACAAUUAAUAAAUAUUGGUAAAAUUUUACCAACGAAGAUGCACAUUAUCGGACACAGUCUUGGCGCUCAUACAGCUGGUUACGUUGGUUAUACGUUGAGGCUACGUUAUCGUCAUAUUUUGGGAAGGAUAACAGGCCUCGACCCAGCAGAGCCACACUUCAGCAAUACUUCGCCUAUGGUACGACUCGAUCCAACCGACGCAAUGUUCGUGACAGCAAUUCACACCGAUUGUAAUCCAUUUAUCAGCGGUGGCCUUGGUAUUACUCAACCGGUUGGCCAUAUCGACUUUUAUCCAAAUGGUGGUCGCAAUCAACCUGGUUGCAACGAGGGUGUACUCAAUUCGAUCACCUUGGAACGUGGUAGUUUCUUUCGUGGUAUCAAGAGGUUCUUAGGAUGCAAUCAUAUUCGAAGUUACGAGUAUUUCAUCGAAAGCAUCAACACUAAUUGUCCUUUCAUAGCGGUUCCCUGUACAUCCUGGGAUAAAUUUCAAGAGGGUACUUGUUUCGAUUGCGUCGAUCAAUAUUGUCCUAGAUUUGGUCUGGACGCACAACCUGGGAAUUAUCAUGCUUCCGUUUUCUUGAUGACAGGCUCGGACAAGCCGUUUUGUAAGGCACAUUAUCGCGUAACAAUAAAUAUUUCGAAAACGGACGAGAGUCUAAGUUAUGGCGGAGAAGUAGGCAUGUUUGUCAUUAGAGUGAUCAGUGCUAAUGGAAAACAAACAGAGAAAAUGAAACUGAGUCCUAAUUCGAAAUAUUAUGAGCCUGGUAGUGUACAUAAAAUUGUUUUACCUGGCGAUGUAAUAGGCAAACCAGAAUCUGUUGAAAUCACUUGGGAAUAUCAGACUUCUAUGUUCAAUCCUUUAACAUGGAGAUUUCUUCAUACACCUCGUGCUUAUAUCGAUUCAUUGACGGUCGAUAAUCUCGAAUUUGAUCACGGAAUCACGGUCUGUCCAGACGAGACAAAUACGCUAAUAGCAAACGAGCCAAAGAUUUUAACAGUAGAAAAUUGUGGCAACACCAAUACCAACGUAGUUUCAACUUGAGCAUCUUCAAAAUCACCUUAUGAGUUAUUGCAACAACAAUAACAAAGAAAAAAAAAAAUAAAGAAAGGAAGAAAAAUAAUAAGAAGAAAAAUGAUC